This is a messenger RNA of Helicoverpa armigera (cotton bollworm), 403 nucleotides long. Its product is annotated as lipopolysaccharide-induced tumor necrosis factor-alpha factor homolog. Bases 151 to 387 code for a protein of 78 amino acids. Gene Ontology annotation, molecular function: zinc ion binding. The record is from RefSeq and is a predicted model, not a curated record. Lineage: Eukaryota; Metazoa; Arthropoda; Insecta; Lepidoptera; Noctuidae. The transcript is spliced from 3 exons.
GUAAGUUAUAAUGAAAUGAAUCGUGCUCAGCCGGCUUUCGUGUUGAGCUCUCAGUUGCGUGUUGAUAUUGCUAGAGCGUACUCGCGCCAUUUUGUUUUUCAAAACAAGUGUUUGUUCAAGUAUAUUGUGGACGAUAACUAGAUAGCUACCAUGAAUAUCGUGCCCGUCGGACCUGAACCUUCCCAGAUCACGUGCCCAUCGUGUCGGGCGACCAUCGUCACGAGGGUCGAGAGGAAAGCCACCACCAAGACUCAUGUCAUCGCACUGCUGUUGUGUUUGUUCCUUUGUUGGCCGUGCGUCUGCGUUCCUUACUGCACGAACUCGUGUCAGAACGCCGAUCACUACUGCCCUAACUGCAGUUCCUACUUAGGAACGUACCAACGAUAGUUCACUACAGAUCUUC